AAUAAAUAUAAGGAUAACUCAAACAGAUAUACUAUCAAGAACUCCCUGGCUAUGUUUACCUGCUCUUUUCCUGGCUGCAAUGCUAGUUACCAGCGAAAAGAGCAUCUACGUCGCCAUCAGACAAAACACUCCCAAGACCAAGCCUUCCUAUGCUCAAACUGCGAUCGAGAAUUCGCACGCCGGGACACCCUUCGCCGACACAUCUGGCAACACCAUAAAAUCAAAGAACCAUCUUCUCGAGCCCGACAAGCCUGCGAAGGCUGCCGAGCAACCAAAUCCCGCUGCAAAGGUCUACCAUGCACGGAAUGUGUACGUCGCGUGAUAGAGUGCGUUUUCAAAGAUCAAAACCAAGACCAAGACCAAAAUCCAGAUCAAACUACACAAAGUGAAGAUAAAGGGACAACAAUACACCCGACACCACUAUCCAAUAAAAGAGACCAGUAUAUCAAUCUCUACUUUGAGAAAUUCCACCCCAGAUGGCCAUUCAUCCACGAAGGGUCUUUCGACGCUAAGCGCGAAACACCCCUCCUCGUGCAGUCGAUGGUAGUCCUAGGUAUGUGGGCGAGUGGCGAAGAGAGCGCGAGAUCCGCAGCCGUGGAUAUCCACCAUAAUCUGGACUCAGCAGUUCGGGCACAGAAGGAUAAAUGGGACGCAUCAGAAGCAGACCAAGCAUGCAGUGAUUGCCACUGGCCAAUACCGACCUACCAGGCCAUUCUACUACACAUUAUUUUCUCGAUCAUGCACCGAAGCACAGACUCCCUGGAUUUGGAUCUGCGGGUUUCUCUGCCCGCUGCGAAACUCGACUUACUAGCUGGUUUAGUAAGGAGUUGUCGAAAGCUAGGCAUGUUCUAUUAUCCGAAUGUGGUGGCUCGGUAUCGAGAUGAGGAUCUUUCUACUUUUGUGUGGGUCUGCAUUGAGGAGAUUAAACGGUUUGAUCUUGCUUUGUUCAAGGUUUGUGGAAAAUUAACUGGCGCGGGCUUGGGCUUGGGGCAGGGGGAUGAGAUGGAGUUGUUCACAGCGGAGGAAUUGCAGUUCCCUAUGCCGCGUAAUUGUCUUUUGUGGCAUGCUGUUACGAAGGAUCAAUGGCGGCCUGCUGCUGAGGAGGGGGCACUUGUGGAUUUGAGGGAUUUGGCGGAGGAUACUUGGAUAUCUAAUUGUGCGGGAUUGUUAAAUUUCCUUUUUGGUAUUUAA
Molecule: messenger RNA, 1191 nt
Organism: Penicillium soppii
Lineage: Eukaryota; Fungi; Ascomycota; Eurotiomycetes; Eurotiales; Aspergillaceae
Product: Zn(II)2Cys6 transcription factor
Exons: 3
Biological process (GO): regulation of transcription by RNA polymerase II; DNA-templated transcription
Cellular component (GO): chromatin
Molecular function (GO): zinc ion binding; DNA-binding transcription factor activity, RNA polymerase II-specific; RNA polymerase II cis-regulatory region sequence-specific DNA binding
Source: RefSeq, a predicted model, not a curated record